CGACACAUAACACAUGCUGCUGCCGUCACCCCCGCCGCAGCAGCGCCCUUCACAACUGAACGCUCCUCCAAAGCAAGCCGCCCGGUGCCUCCGUGUCCUGGUCUUGACCAUGCACAUCAUUGUGGCUAUGUACUUGGUCAUGUGGGCAACGUUGCUUCAAACUGCGCUGGAUGCUGAUCUUGUUUCUGUCCGAGUGUACCAACCUUUGGUGACGUCGGUGGUAUACGUUAUCACUGCUACGCUUCAUCUCUACGCUGUGUAUUCCGUGGUUGUUUCCGAGUGCAAGCAACGCCCCUUGAGCCAAAAAGUAGGGCCCUCCAUUGACGCCAUAGCCCCCCAGUCAAGAAUCGCUUUCUUUGACCUGGACAACUGGUACGACCACUCGAUCAUCCUUUUCAACUUGAUCGAGAUUGCGUGCGCAAGUACCCAAGCAACCACCAUGUUUCGCACGAUCGUCGAGCCAGCCAAAGUUGUCUCGUACGCUAUCGUGGUGGUGCUGUACAUUGUGCUGUCGCCCCUGAUUCUAUUUGUCCGCAACACCCAGGCGAAAACGUCCCUGGUGAACGUCGCCGACUCCAUUUUGAGCUUCACGCUGUCUUGUGGCCACCCAUUUGCUGCUGUGGUGUUUCAACUGUCGGACUAUGUGCUUGUGCAUCCCGCCCUCGAACACGACAAUCUGUGGUCCACCCAAACGCUGGUCUUGACUCGGCAACUCUUGCCGUCGACGUUUGUCCACCUUUGCUCGAUCUUGGGGCUUCACGUAGGUACCUACCUUGCCCUUCGCCGUGUCAUGAACACUUCGCACCAUAUCCACUUGGCGCUGACUGCCGUGACCGAGAAGAAGCCCCCCGUCGCCCCCGUCACCCGCACCCGAACUGCCCGGGUCAAGCAAACGCUUCACUUGUUGGUCCAUGCGAGCAGGUCUUCUCUACAGGAUCAACUCAAACUCAGCCGAAAAAAGCGACUCCUUCUACGCGUCAACUUGGUCGUCAAUAUGACGUUGGGCAUGGCGUCCAUUGUUGUCAUCACUCGGUCGAUGGUCCGACGCACACACUGCCCAGAGUAUUGCCGCGCUUACAGCCGCCCAUUGUUCGACCUGUCCUGUCAUUGCGCAUACGUGGAAGUGAAUUGCGUUCUGCAAGGUAUUGUCGACCCGUUGCCGCUGCUCGACCCUGCCAUCGUUGGAACCAACGCCUUGUACAUGGAAAUCAGUCGCUGCGACCUCUCGUCCGGCCUUCCCGCUGCGUCCCUGGCCCCGUUCCAGGAUCUGAGCAAGCUCUUGAUCUUGUAUUCCAACAUGACAUCGUGGGACGAACCGUUGCCUCCAGGCGUGAACCACGUCAUCGUUCGACGCAGUCGAUUGCAGUCGGUUCCGUCAGCCCUCGGUGGACCCAUUUCCCCGUCCCUCGUGUCCAUUUUCAUUGAGCACUGUGACCUGCACGAGGUUUCAGAGCGUGUGAUGCAGUCAUGGAGAAAUGUGCGCCAACUGCACUUGGUCAACGUAAGCUUGCAGGACGUCCCCGCGGCACUUUUGGAGCUGCUACAUUUGGAAGAGUUGAAUUUACAAAGCAAUCGAAUCGCCACCUUGCCAAGUCCGUGGUUGGUUGAUGAUAGUGCUAAGGUUACGUCGUCGGCGUUGCGGCUGGUUCUAUUGGGCGGCAAUCGAUUGGUACAAGUGCCUUGGGCGCUGGCCAAACAUUCGGCAGUGGUAGACCUCAGCGGCAACCCCAUCCCCCCCUCCACGACCUCUUUAUCGGACAUGGCGUCGUUGCUCGAAGCUAGACGAGUGAUCCUCGACGGAACACCCUUCUGCACUGCUACGCCAACAACCUACUGCAAACCGCUUUGCGCGCCGUAUUGUUUUGCCACCAUGCCUGGCGACAACUACUGCAACUUGGAAUGCCAUUCACCGUCCUGUAAGUUUGAUGUAGGCGAUUGCGAUAGGUUCGGGUUUAGUCGAAACCAAUGAACGUGCCCGAGGUGUUAAUAUGCAUCUACAGCUAAUGCCUGUCAACCGUUGCGUUCACCUUCAAUACAACAACAUGCA
Messenger RNA from Aphanomyces astaci, 2047 nucleotides. RefSeq lists its product as hypothetical. The record is from RefSeq and is a predicted model, not a curated record. The transcript has a single exon. The coding region runs from base 14 to 1969 and encodes 651 amino acids. Gene Ontology annotation, molecular function: protein binding. Lineage: Eukaryota; Oomycota; Saprolegniomycetes; Saprolegniales; Verrucalvaceae.